CUACUAAUUGCUAGGCUCUGUAUAAAAGGUGGUGUUAAACUAUUACUGGGCAUACUAACGAACGAGUUCAAAUGAAUAAGUGAAUAGUUAAGUUUUCGAACGAAUACGAAGUUAUAGUUCCCCAAAAUGAGGAUCACAAUUUUUUUAUUAAUUGUUGGAAUCUGCUUAGUCAGCGCAAAAUAUCUGUCAUACGAAACAAAAGACUCCAAUGUAUUACUAAGAGUUCAAAGGUCAGACAACUCCGACGACUCUUCAAGUUCAGUGGAACAAAAUGAAGAUUCAAGUGAAAAUGAUGACAGUGACGAUGAUGAUGUUGAGCAAAAGGAACUUAAGCAGCAAGAACAGGAAGAUAAAAUGAAAAGAAAAGCUUUAGAGCGUCAAGAAAAAGAGAACCGUAAGAGGGAAGAAGAAAAACGAAAACUAGAGGAGAAACAAGCCAAAGCACAACGCAAGGAAGAAGAAAAGAGAGAAAAAGAAGAGCGGAAACGACUUGAAAGACUUGAAAAAAUAAAACGUAAAGAGGAGGAAAAACUAAAGAAAGAAGAACUUAAGAAGCAAGAAAAACAGCGUAAAGAAAUUGAAAAACUAGAAAAAGAGACAACACAAAUUAAACCUGUAGAUAACGAUUUCUUAGAAACAGAAGAAGAAGAAGAUAAUUCUAUAGAACUAAGUGACGUUUGGAAAGAACAUAUCUAUGUUAAGUAUGGUUUGACUCUAACUAGUACAAAAUUAGAAAAACAGGCAGCAUUAAAUAGAUACCUACAAGAAGAACUUGGUCUUAAUCAAAACAGCACAGAAACAGAACGUUUCCAAGCUGUAGCACAGUUAAUUCAAACUAAAUUGCAAAGUGAUAUUGCUGCAAGAACCGCAUUAAAAAAUCAACUUUUGAGUCACAUUAAUGCUAUAUGGAUUCAAAAAUGGCGUGCGGAUAUUGAAAAAGAUCUUGAAGAGUUAAAAAAUAAAACAGAAAUACUUAAUAACGUAAGCUUACCUUGGGUUCCAUUAGCAAAGCAGCAGAUCGAAGAAAGAAGAUCAUUUCUUCAAACUAUUUCACAAUUCUUAUCAAAUAUCUUGCCGAAUUGGGUUACCGGAGGACAAAAUGUACAAAAACCAACUAACGAUAGUGACAAUAACACUCUGGCUACAAGUGGACCUGACAGUGUUGUUUCAAACGGGCCAAAUGCUAUUUCAGAAAAUAAUAUGAAUUCAGCUUCCGAAAGUAAUGUGGCCACAGGAAUUUCUGAUGCUUCGGCAUCUGCUACUCAAUCUAAUAAUGGUGUAGCUACUGGAAGCAAUGUUACACCAUCUAGUUCCGACGCAAAUGCUUCUGGUUCUGGUCAGAUUCCCACAGAUGGUACUGGUGAGGAUGCUCAAAAUAAUAUUAACGAAAAUACCAAACCUCCAAGCACAAAUGUAGUUAGUUCAGCAGAUACGAAUGGUUCCUCAGGAAUCAAUGAAGUACCAUCUACAGAUGUGGUUUCUUCCAUUAAUAGUGAAACUCCUUCAGAAGGUAACGGUGCAGCCUCAGUAAAUGGCAAUAACAUUGAAUCUACAAAUGUAAUAAAUAAUGCUCCAUCCGUAGCUGAUAGUGUUACUCCUUCGGAAAAUACUAAUGACGUUUCGGUCGUUAGCAAUAACAACGAAAACACAAGUGUUCCAGAUUCAGCUGUAAAUCUUAGUGUACCUUCAACCAAUGUGAAUGCUAAUGGAGUGACUUCUGCUAGUACUACAAAUAUGAAUGAGAUUCCACUGACAAGUGAUGAUGCAAUUUCUUCGGCAAACGGUCCUGAUAGCAGUGCCAACGUUAAUUCGCCAAGUGUAGCCGAUGGAGCUUUAAGUGAAAAUCCGGCUGUAGUGACGUCAGAAGGUAGUGAAGGCAUCUCUAUUGAUACCUCCAACUUGCCGUCAGUUACUGAUAAUGCUCCGUCCGGAAGCCCUGAUGCAGUCUCUAUCGGAAGCGCUGACACAACUUCAAUAAAUAAUGUUGGCAAUCCAUCUUCAAGCGUUAGUAUAGAUACAGCCCCUUCUGAAAAUAGUGAUGCAUCCCCAACAAUUGACGGUGAAAAUCCAACAUCAAAUGUGGUUGACAAUGUUGCCGUUCCAAUUCCUACUGUAAUAUCUUCCGAAGGAAAUGAAGCAGCGCCUGAUAGCAGUGCCAACGUAAAUGCUCCAAGUAUUGUCGAUGGAGCCUUAAGUGGAAACUCAGCUGUAGUGAUAUCAGAAGGUAGUGAAGGCAUCUCUAUUGAUAGCUCCAACUUGCCGUCAGUUACUGAUAAUGCACCAUCCGUAAACCCCGAUACAGUCUCUAUCGGAAGCGGUGACACAACUUCAAUAAAUAAUGUUGGCAAUCCAUCUUCAAACGUUAAUCUAGAUACAGCCCCUUCUGAAAAUAGUGAUGCAUCCCCAACAAUUAACGGUGAAAAUCCAACAUCAAAUGUGGCUGAAAAUGUUGAUGCUCCAACUCCUACUGUGACAUCUGCUGUAGGAAAUGAAGCAACUCUUGAUAACAGUGCCAUCGUUAAUUCACCAAGUAUAGUUGAUGAAGCCUUAAAUGAAAAUCCUGAUAUAGUGACGUCAGAAGGUAGUGAAGGCAUCUCUAUUGGUACCUCCAACGUGCCAGUUACUGAUAAUGCUCCACCCAUAAACCUCGAUACAGUCUCUACCGGGAGCAGUGACACAACGUCUGUAAACAAUGAAGGCAACCCAUCUUCGAGCGUGGCUGGAAAUGCUGCGGGUUCUGAUGUUGUUCACGCCGAAGGUAACGAAGUUGAAUCCAUCAACAGUGGCAAUGCUGCGUCAUCAGAUACGGUCUCUUCGGGAGGCACUGAAGCGCCUUCGUCUAGCGGUGAUGUAGGAGCACCCCCGGUUAUUGUUGAUGUUGUCUCCUCGAGUGUGACGGAAAGUGUACCCAUCACAGAUUCUAGCCUAGCUUCUUCUACUAACAGCAACACAGUAUCUGUAAACAACGAUAAUGUCGAGUUGACAAAUGUAGCCGACAAUACUUCUCCUGUAAAUAAUAUUGAAGUCCUUCCUGAAGUCAGCGAAUCGGCAAGUUCUGUUGAUGUUGUGUCAUCAAAUGCAGUUAACAAUGUCGAUGUUGCAUCCGUAAAUACUGAUGAAAUUGCAACUGACAUUAUUCCAUCAGAGAGCACCAGCCCUGUUACUUCAGUUGGAAUAAACGAACCUGCCAUUGGAAGUAAUAACAUAGAUAUUGUUAACGCUACUGAAGCUGCUCCUUUAGAUUCAUCUAAUACUGCCUCAGAUUUAAAUACUGAUAUUGGUGCAAAUGAUAACAACGCGGACACCACAAUUGCACCAGAAAUAAUAAAUGCAGUACAAACACAAGAACAAGGCAUUGAUACUUCCGGCCAAACAGUUUCUGUUGUAACUGAAAGCCCAGUUGAUGCUGAAAAAGGAAAUGAAAUAGUUACAACAGUCAGUGAAACAACUAGUAAUAUGAACACGGUUUCUCCUGUAGUGGCUGAAACCUCUGCACCCAGUGAAGCACCCCAGGUAGAAACGAGUCAAAGUACAGUAGCUGAUGCAGUGACACCCGUAGAAUUAUUAAUACCGUUAAUACCAACCCCUGUAGUAGUCAUAAAUGGUAUUACGAUACCUGAUGAACCUGGUGCUUCAGUAGUUGAAAUAUUACCACAAUAAUAAUUCAGCGUGGGCAAUAUAAGAUAUGCCAGCCAGUUAGUAUGUUGUAUGAAUAAUAAAUUAUUAAUUUAACAAAUAUGUGUAA
Messenger RNA from Maniola jurtina (meadow brown), 3745 nucleotides. Its product is annotated as cell wall protein AWA1-like. The coding region runs from base 127 to 3660 and encodes 1177 amino acids. The record is from RefSeq and is a predicted model, not a curated record. Lineage: Eukaryota; Metazoa; Arthropoda; Insecta; Lepidoptera; Nymphalidae. The transcript has 3 exons.